AUGGAGAAGUAUCGAUAUAACGAGAAGUAUCGAUAUAUCGAAAAGUAUCAAUAUAUCGAAAAUACCGAUAUAUCGAUAAGUACCGAUAUAUCGAAAAGUACCGAAAAGAUAUCGAAAAGUAUCGAAAAGAUAUCGAAAAGUAGCGAUAUAAUAUCGAAAAGUAUCGAAAAGAUAUCGAAAAGUAUCGAAAAGAUAUCGAAAAAUAUCGAUAAGUAUCGAAAAGAUAUCGAUAAGUAUCGAAAAGAUAUCGAUAAGUAUCGAAAAGAUAUCGAUAAGUAUCGAAAAGAUAUAGAUAAGUUUCGAAAAGAUAUCGAAAAGUAUCGAAAAGACAUCGAAAAGUAUCGAAAAGUUAUCGAAAAGUAUCGAAAAGAUAUCGAAAAGUAUCGAAAAGUUAUCGAAAAGUAUCGAAAAGAUAUCGAAAAGUAUCGAAAAGAUAUCGAAAAGUAUCGAAAAGAUAUCGAAAAGUAUCUAUAUAUAUCGAGAAUAUCGAUAUAUAAGUACCGAAAAGAUAUCGAAAAGUACCGAAAAGAUAUCGAAAAGUACCGAAAAGAUAUCGAAAAGUAUCGAAAAGAUAUCGAAAAGUAUCGAAAAGAUAUCGAAAAGUAUCGAAAAGAUAUCAAAAAGUAUCGAUAUAUCGAUAAGUAUCGAAAAGAUAUCGAAAAGUAUCGAUAUAUCGAUAAUAUCGAUAUAUCGUACCGAAAAGAUAUCGAAAAGUACCGAAAAGAUAUCGAAAAGUACCGAAAAGAUAUCGAAAAGUACCGAAAAGAUUUCGAAAAGUACCGAAAAGAUAUCGAAAAGUACCGAAAAGAUAUCGAAAAGUACCGAAAAGAUAUCGAAAAUUACCGUAAAGAUAUCGAAAAGUACCGAAAAGAUAUCGAAAAGUACCGAAAAGAUAUCGAAAAGUACCGAAAAGAUAUCGACAAGUACCGAAAAGAUAUCGACAAGUACCGAAAAGAUAUCGACAAGUACCGAAAAGAUAUCGAAAAGUACCGAAAAGAUAUCGAAAAGUACCGAAAAAAUAUCGAAAAGUAUCGAUAUAUCGAAAAUAUCGAAAAGAUAUCGAAAAGUAUCGAAAAGAUAUCGAAAAGUAUCGAAAAUAUAUCGAAAAGUAUCAUAAAGAUCGAAAAGUAUCGAAAAGAUAUCGAAAAGUAUCGAUAUAUCGAAAAGUAUCGAUAUAUCGAAAAAAAAGGUAUCGAAAAGUACCGAAAAGAUAUCGAAAAGUACCGGAAAGAUAUCGAAAAGUACCGAAAAGAUAUCGAAAAGUACCGAAAAGAUAUCGAAAAGUACCGAAAAGAUAUCGAAAAGUAUCGAAAAGAUAUCGAAAAGUAUCGAAAAGAUAUCGAAAAGUAUCGAAAUGAUAUCGAAAAGUAUCGAAAAGAUAUCGAAAUGUAUCGAUAUAUCGAAUAUAUCGAUAUAUCGAAAAGUACCGAUAUAUCGAAAAGUACCGAAAAGAUAUCGAAAAGUAUCGAAAAGUACCGAAAAGAUAUCGAAAAGUACCGAAAAGAUAUCCAAAAGUACCGAAAAGAUAUCGAAAAGUACCGAAAAGAUAUCGAAAAGUACCGAAAAGAUAUCGAAAAGUACCGAAAAAUUUUCGAAAAGUAUCGAAAAGAUAUCGAUAAGUAUCGAAAAGAUAUCGAUAAGUAUUUAUAUAUAAUGAAAAUAUCGAUAUAUAAUGAAAAGUAUCGAAAAGAUAUCGAUAAGUAUCGAAAAGAUAUCGAUAAGUAUCGAAAUUUUAUAGAUAAGUAUCGAAAAGAUAUCGAAAAGUAUCGAAAAGAUAUCGAAAAGUAUCGAAAAGACAUCGAAAAGUAUCGAAAAGAUAUCGAAAAGAUAUCGAAAAGUAUCGAAAAGAUAUCGAAAAGUAUCGAAAAGAUAUCGAAAAGUACCGAAAAAAUAUCGAAAAGUAUCGAUAUAUCGAAAAAUAUCGAAAAGUACCGAAAAGAUAUCGAAAAGUACCGAGAAGAUAUCGAAAAGUAUCGAAAAGAUAUCGAAAAGUAUCGAAAAGAUAUCGAAAAGUAUCGAAAAGAUAUCGAAAAGUAUCUAUAUAUAUCGAAAAGUAUCUAUAUAUAUCGAAAAUACCGAAAAGAUAUCGAAAAGUACCGAAAAGAUAUCGAAAAGUACCGAAAAGAUAUCGAAAAGUACCGAAAAGAUAUCAAAAAGUACCGAAAAGAUAUCGAAAAGUACCGAAAAGAUAUCGAAAAGUACCGAAAAGAUUUCGAAAAGUACCGAAAAGAUAUCGAAAAGUACCGAAAAGAUAUCGAAAAGUACCGAAAAUAUAUCGAAAAGUACCGAAAAGAUAUCGAAAAGUACCGAAAAGAUAUCGAAAAGUACCGAAAAGAUAUCGAAAAGUACCGAAAAGAUAUCGAAAAGUACCGAAAAGAUAUCGAAAAGUACCGAAAAGAUAUCGACAAGUACCGAAAAGAUAUCGAAAAGUACCGAAAAGAUAUCGAAAAGUAUCGAAAAGAUAUCGAAAAGUAUCGUUAA
Schistocerca nitens (vagrant locust) is the source of this 2481-nucleotide messenger RNA. RefSeq names its product structural maintenance of chromosomes protein 2-like. The record is from RefSeq and is a predicted model, not a curated record. The transcript has 12 exons. NCBI's taxonomy places the organism in Eukaryota, Metazoa, Arthropoda, Insecta, Orthoptera, Acrididae. Gene Ontology annotation, cellular component: cytoskeleton. Bases 1 to 2481 code for a protein of 826 amino acids.